Messenger RNA from Armigeres subalbatus, 5041 nucleotides. RefSeq lists its product as uncharacterized. Lineage: Eukaryota; Metazoa; Arthropoda; Insecta; Diptera; Culicidae. The record is from RefSeq and is a predicted model, not a curated record. Bases 539 to 2236 code for a protein of 565 amino acids. The transcript is spliced from 3 exons.
AGUUUAGGUCGUGUACGCCAUUCAGGGUAGAUCGGCGUUGGUAGCCCGUGAGACAGGAUCAAUCAACAUCUAAGAGAGGUGACAUCGACUGAUCCCACGAAAAACUUUUAGUGGAAAUACAUGGAAAGUGUACCACCAUGGUACAGUAUCAGUGCAUCCUUAUCACUAUCUCUCACUUGGGCAAUCUAUUUUAGUCAAAGAACGGGCGCUAGACAGUGACUGCUUUUACUUGGCGCUCGAGUGUCUUGAAAAGAUUUACACAAAUGGUAAACAUUUAAGUAUAUUCAAAAGAUUAUAGUUAUAUAGAAAGGAACAGUGCUCUUGAAAGAUGUGUAUCAUGUGCAAAACGGAACGGGUAUCAGGCUGACUACAAUGGCAGUUCACGAGCCUGUUCAGUGUUAAACGAGAUGUCAACGGUUUUUGUUCAUUCCGUGUUUACGACACACUAGUUGAGUCCGUGCAAGUCGGUGGCAUAAAACGUGAAUCAAAAAAGGAACGUGAAGCAAACAUAAUCAUCUAAGUCACUCAGGAAACAAAAAUGGCAAAAACUCCGCGGAUUAAUAAAAAUGGGGUGCAAGUGGAUAAUGUUGCGUACUACCACACCUAUAAGUACAACUCGCUACAACGACUUAACAAAACUAAAAACAUGCACGGAGUCAAACGCGUCAUCGCAUUUUGCAUAUUAACUGCUGUCCUACCAGCCUCACUCAUCAUCCUCCCGUUGUACCUGCGGCAUACUGUAUUCGCAGACGUGGUAUAUCCAAUAGCUGAGUCCGACAUAAUCGAGAUCCGCGAUGGUAUUUCCACGGUAUUCUGCCAGCGGCAUAGUCUACAAAUGAACACCAGCUUCAAUGCAUUCCAGCUCAACCAGAAACCUGAAAUCUCCCAGAAUCGUAAACAUAUUCGUCUGAAGAAGUCUAUGUCCUUGCCAGACGAUACCCUAGAAUAUUGGGGCUUCUACCUCCUGAAGGGAGCAACUGUAGCGUUGAAGGUAUGCUCACGGUACGACGGUUCCAGGAUACUGGUAGUUAAGGGAGAGCGAAAUCUUAAAACGUGCGGUUUGCUGGACCAUAAUAAGAAAAAAAUGGGUGCACAUUUCAACACCGAGCACGUCCAGGUGAAGGUGACUUUUGAAUCUGCGGCUGAGGUUGUUGAUUCGUCAGGAAUCACGAACAACAAGUCUGAAAAAUAUGAAUCACCCGAUGAAGGAAAUCAUGGAGGAGAAGAUCUGACUGAAGAAGAUAUGACUGCUGCUGAGAGCGUGGAUCCAUACGCUGGGACGAAUGUAAAGUCUAAACCGACGAAACAAACGAAGCAUACUUUAGAAACAAUUAACUCUGUAAACACUAGACAGCAGAAAUCUGGCAUCAACAAUACAAGAAAUAGUGGCCAAGAGGCAGUGGUUAAGUCUCACACUACACGUAAGCAUACUCAGGCAUCCAGUACUUCAGAGAUACCAAAUACCUUACUACACUCCAAAGAGAUUCCUAAUAAUAAUCACAAACACAACCACAACUAUAAAGAUUUUGUGGUGGAUGAGUCUGCAGAAAGUGAGGAUGAUCAGCGUCAGCGGAGAAGGCGCCAUCAUGGUAAGCACGGUCAUCGCGAUAAGGUUGACAAACAGAAAGCUGAUAUGCAAAAAUCGCUGAGUGGGGUAGACAUAGCAAUGGAUACCUUCGGCACUAGGGCUCGACGUGAUACCAUUUACGAUCGUAAAAUAAACCAUGGCGGUAAUGCGAUGAACUUCUCCAAUAACAACUCUGAUUCAGAGUCCAGUUUCGAGAACAGUUUACUUGAAUGUUAUGAUGGUGAAAUUCUCGUGGCGCAAGGCUUUCCACCGAGCCACUUAUGUAAAGACGUGCAAUAUCUGGAAAGUGGUAUUCACAUGGUCACGAAGCACGAGGUUGCCUCGGAUGGAUAUUACUACUACAUAUUCUAUAGUGACAACGAUUACGUGCAGAAUGACAUUCACGCUGUAUUCGACAUAUACAAGCCAACCUUUCAGUACUCCAACAUCUCGGAAUCCAAAGGUUGCGUGAAUAGUACAAAUUGUUCGUUUCCCAUCAGCUUCUGGUCUGAUGAGCGGGUGAUAGUGGAAGUGCCCACAAGAGACGGAAUAGAGCACGAGGAAGAUGACAUAACGUUUCUGAUAUCGACAUGUCAACCGCGAAUGGCCAUCUACAUUAUUUUCCCGAUAUCCGUUCUGUUUCUUGUGUUGACGUGUGCUUUUCUUUAAGAUGUAGGCUGCAUUGUGCACAUUGCACUUGGUUUUUAUUGUUUUACAUUCAAUAGUUUUAUAGACGUUUUUAUAUUUUUAGUUAUGCAGUUAUUUUGUGUUUUGAUAAAGUUGUAGAUUUUAUUUUAUACCUACAAUUGUUUCAUAUCUAUGAUUACAACGAAGUGUUUUCCGGCUUGAGGUAGCCUCACAUUUCAGGAAUGUCGUCCGCGGUAUUCAAUAUAUGGGAAUUAUAUUCAAAAGAGGUAAAAAACUAUACAGCGAUAGCUUCCUGAGCAAGAAAGAAUAGCUGAAAAAUACUGUGCUGAGUCAUAAGUACAUACAAUAAACAAUACAAAAACUUCGCUGGCUGAGGAUCUUUAAUUCAGUGAUGCUCAGAAUUUUGGGCGUUUUUUUCCUUAAUGUGAUUCCCACGAAAGCUUUUAAAUAUAUCUAUCAUCUGAGGAUAUUAAAAAGAAAAUUGGCGGUCAAUUUACUCCGUACGAAUUGAUCAAAGCGAAAAAAGAUGUAAUGCCCUGUAAUUUUACUUUGAUCAAGUCGUAGGUACGGAGUGAUUUUAACACCAAUAUCCAUUUUAAUACUUCAGCUGAUAGAUAUAUUUAAAAUCUUUCGACUAAGUACAAACUUGUACUUUGUUAUUUCUCUAUAGUUUAUAACUUUUUGUUCAAAAUUUCAGCUUCUCUUUCUCUGUGUUACAUUUUUUACCUUUUUUAAAUUCGUGGACAAGAUUCCCAAGGUGUAACAAAACACUAUAUGCCAUUUUAUAGAAAGCUCAACUGACAGGAGACCAAAUACUAAUGUCGAAUUCGUUUUUAAACCUGGGUCAGUGCCAACCCGAACCCUGAAUAAAAAAACAUUUUCAGUUCCAUCUGUCAUUGGAUAUGUUGGUGUGCGUAGCAUCGUGUUUGUUUUGAUUCGAAACAUAUGAUCCAGGACAUCCAGUGCACUGGCAGUGCGUUGGCCUAAUCAGAUCAUGAUAAAUAAAUAUGUUUAGUGCGUGAACUGAUUUUUGCGGAUAGUGGAAUUUGCUUUUGGGUGUAUAUAAAUAAGGGAACUGCUCCUGGAAUUCAUCUCAUGGCUCCGAUAUUCAUCCCAUCAAAAACAAAGCAAUGUAAAGGAAUUUGGAUUGUUUGUUAUUUUUGCGAUUUUUUCAGCAGUGAGCACGCAUGUUGACAAAAAAAAUCGACGAAAUUGGUGCUGUAUUUCUUUGUUUCCCGAUGAGAUGAAUAUAUGUUCAGUGAGAUGGAGAUCGGAACAGUUCCCCUAUUCAAUUAUAUUCAAUAAUCCCGUGCACAUUUUUAUACCGAGAAUUCCGUAUAGAAUUCAUGUCAAAGAGAUUUUCCAUUCUACAAAAAUUCAUCUAUUUCUGCUAAAGUUUUCGGAGAACACUCAGAAGCAUGUAAUAAAAAUUCUCCAGGAUUCGCUAAUUAUUUUUUCCUCGCUACCUCUCCUGAUGAAGGUAGCCUCAAAGCUCAGGAAAAUUUUCCACCAGAUUUUGGGCCCCGUGCAUUUUCAAUUUUCAAGAAUCUCCCGGAGGAAUUGCUCAAGGUACUUCCGGGGGGAAUUUAUGUACGAACCUUGCUGAGCAAUUCCUGAAGGAAACUUCGAGUUAGUUCCUGUAUUCCAGAAGGAUUUCCUGAAGGAAUUAUGUUGUAGGAAUUUUCAAAUUAAUUCCUGGAGCAACUUCCAGAAAAAAAAUCCUGGAACAGUCUUCAAAGAUCUUCCUAGAAGAAUUUCCAAAGAAAUUCAUCUCGAAAGGAUCCCUUGGAAAAAAAAAUUGGAGGAAUGCCUGAAAGAUAUCGCCAACAAUUCAAGAAAUAAUUACUGAAAGAAUUUCUGAAGUAAUUUCAGGCAGAAUUCCCGAAGAACAUUAUGAAACGCAUGUAAGAGUUUUUGUAAGAAUUUCAAAAGAAAGAAUUUCUGAAGUAAUUUCUGCAUAAGAAAUAAUUCUAUUCGGUAUUCCUCAAAUAUAUUUUUCUGACUAUUCUUAGCGGAUUUUGUGAACGGGUUUCAAGAGGAAUUUCCAAACUACACAAUUCCAUCCUCCGACCUAAUUUAGGACAGAAUCUGUGAGGAAAACCUGAAUGAACUUAUGAAUACAUAAAUUCCCUAACAUUUAUUUUUAAAAAAUGAAUCUAGCCAACAGUACCGGAUUAAUUUCAUUUAAAACUACAAUAACAAGUAUCACAAAAUUCCCGAAAAAAAAGAUUUUCAACGCGCAUUUCAUAAACAGACAGUUUCGUUUCUCCCUUCUGCUUGUUCAUUCCACCCAGUCCCACCCACCCACGUGGUUUUGACAGUUGAAAUACAGUUGUAUUGGUGAACCCGGUGCGAAACCGUGAAACAACACAGUGCGAACCCGACAGCUUUGGGGUUGGAACUAGUGCGAACCUAGUUCCAACCUGAGCGAAUAAAAAAACACUUUGACAGCACUUAGGUUGGAACUGGUUCCAACCUAGGUUGGAACUUUUUAAAAACGAAUUCGACAUAAUAUUUACAUUUUACAAGGAACAUUUGCGAAAAUGAAAUGAAAUGAUGAUGAUGAUGACGAAAUGAUGAUGGUUUACAUGCAAAUUUACCAAAACAAAGACCGAGCCGUCCACUCAAAAUUUCGAUCAGCUGUUCAAAUCUGUCUCAUAAAAUGGCUUAUUCAUUAUGCUCAGCAUCAUAGCAAUAUUCGAUUUAAUCUAUUCAAGACAAUAAAUUCGUGGAAAACUUUACGUAUCAAGUAAAAUCGCGGCGUGUUUUAUCCACGUUCGGUAAUAAGCUAUUUUACGCCAAAUAACAAGACACCCAACCCUAAUA